Messenger RNA from Caenorhabditis angaria, 1433 nucleotides. NCBI's taxonomy places the organism in Eukaryota, Metazoa, Nematoda, Chromadorea, Rhabditida, Rhabditidae. The record is from the annotation of a GenBank genome assembly.
AUGAAAUUGUGAGUUCAUCCUUUCCAAAUUCGAAUAUCUAAAUUCAUAUUAAUCUCAGAAAAUCAAAAGAUCCGAAAGCUAAGAAGACUGAGCCUAAGCCAUCAGAGAAUGAAUCGAAAUCUUCUACUAAACAAUCAGAAAACCCAGAGAUCCCGGAAAAGCGAAAAUAUUUAAAGACAAUUUUAUUGGGUGUUGGAGGAGCUAUAAUAUUGCUGGUGAUUAUUGCUCUUAUCAUAUUCAUGAUUUUGUCCAAAGAAGAACCCGCGAGGUUUUCAGAAGUUUGUGAAACAAAAGAAUGUGUAAAAUUAGGAGGGGAAAUGAGGGAAAUAAUGAAUAAUGCAACCGAUCCAUGUCAAGAUUUUUAUGAAUAUAGUUGUGGAAAUUGGAAGGAAUUUGCAGAUCAUCCAAUCAAAAAUCGAAAAAAACUCGAAACAUUUUUCCAAAAAACCUACAAACCAGUCACAAGAUCCGAAAGAAUUGCCAAAGUUGUAUUUGAAAAAUGUCUACUAGCAAAGUCAGCGAAACUUGGGGAUUUGAACCAAAGAAUAUGGCACAGCCAAGAUUUCACAGAAUUACUGAUUGAAGUUGUGAAAGUGACGCCAAUCGAUACGUUUUUCCUGAGAAAUUCAAUUCGGCCCGAGUACAAGGAGAAGAAAUUGGUGCUCACGUUUUAUGCGCAUUUAGCGGAAUACAAGGUAUGCUUUAAACAACCCAAAACCGUGAAAUUUUCAAUUUUCAAGAACUUUUUCAUGAUUAUUGAUAUUCCUGAGUGAAAAAGGAACAAAUUGAUAUAUUUUAUGUAGUGUUUUCGAAAAAUUGGGAGAAAAAAGCUGAAAAUUGCUUAUUUCACGAUUUCGAAUAGCUGUUUAGGUAGAGAAUCUUCUCCUUUUUCUUUUUGUGUGAAGUAAUUCAGUUUUAUCCUCAUAUUUUGCUUGAAAACGCUGAAAAAAACGAGAAAGACACACAGAAAAUUCAAACGUGCCGCCUGUUCGCUAGAGCGCGUUUGCCUCACCGUGUGUGUUUGUGUGUUUUUUUUGCCCGCAGUUUUGUGCUCAAAAUAUGUUUUUUGCAGGAAUUUUGGAGCGCGACUGAGAAAUUUGCAAACAAUGAUUUGAAUGCAACCGAUUUAUCGCCGGAUGAUACAACAACAUUCACUUUUAUCGAUCUUCAACGUUAUUUGAAAGGAUUACUUCCUGAAGAAUAUCGAGAAAAGAAGAUGAAUUGGAAGUUGAAAGUUGCGAGAACAGGAAUUGAACAGGUGAGAGUUAAAGCUCAUACUGGAAAUUCUCGCAUUUUCAGUUGAAUACGUUUUUGAGAAAUCGUGGAGUUUCGAAAAUCCGAGACAAUAUUCUACGACCCAGAUGGGAAAAGGAACUUGAGAGGUUUAUCGGCACAUCCGAAAAUCGAUCCGAAUUUUGUUUUUCAGUUGUUGA